Messenger RNA from Onthophagus taurus, 621 nucleotides. The record is from RefSeq and is a predicted model, not a curated record. Lineage: Eukaryota; Metazoa; Arthropoda; Insecta; Coleoptera; Scarabaeidae.
AUGAAUAAAACCAAAACUGAGGACGUAAUAGAAGAAAUGAAAAAGAUCUUUGCAAGAUUUGGUAUACCAAAGGUAGUGAAAUCUGACAACGGACCACAAUAUAAGAACCACCAUUUUGUAAACUUCGCGAAAACAUAUGGGUUUAAACAUAUUACCAGUAGCCCGAAAUACCCAAAAAGUAACGGACUCGCCGAAAGGGCAGUACAAACGGUAAAGAACAUAUCAAAGAAAAAUGAAGACAUCUAUUUGGGUUUGUUGGCAUUCAAAAAUACGCCAUUAAAAUGCGGUGUAUCGCCAGCCCAAUUGUUUUUUGCUCGUAAUUUGCGUGAUACGUUGCCCCGAAAUGAAAAAUCAUUGAUACCAAAUAUACCUGAUCAUGAUUUAGUGUAUCAAAAAUUCGAAAGAGAGAGAGAAGAACAGAAGAAGAAUUACGACCGAAGACAUAGAGCUAGGGAAAUGGAAGAAGUCCAACCAAAUCAGAGAGUGUACAUCUUAGAUACUAAACAGUACGGAACAAUUGAAAGCAGACACUCCAAGGUCAUACUAGAUCAACACCGAUGGACAGGACAUCCGAAGGAACAGGAGAGAUGUCGUCGUCCUAAACAACGAGGAAGUGCGUGA